AUGGUUGAUUUGGAGCCAACCGUCGUGGACGAUGUUCGAAAAGGGAGCUAUGGGAAACUGUUUCAUCCCGACUUCCUCUUGUCGGGAAAGGAAGAUGCUGCGAACAACUUUGCCAGAGGAUAUUACACCGUCGGCCGAGAGAUGGCUGAUACAGUGAUGGAUUGCAUUCGUCGCCUGGCCGACAACUGCGACGGUCUUCAGGGAUUCCUAGUGUUUCACGCUGUCGGCGGCGGGACUGGCAGUGGUCUCGGAUGCCACCUCAUGGAAACACUGUCUGCGGAGUUCGGAAGGAAGCCAAAACUCAACUUUUGUGUUUGGCCCAGUCCGCAAGUCAUAUCGUCGGUCACCACCUCUCUUCGGUUCGACGGCGCACUCAAUGUGGAUAUGACAGAGUACCAAACGAAUCUAGUGCCAUAUCCCCGCAUUCAUUUCCUGCUGACCAGUUACGCGCCACUUCUGUCCGCCAGCAAGUACAAACAUGAGCAAAUGAACGUCAGGGAGAUCACUGUUGCUGCUUUCGAAGAAAGGAAUAUGAUGGCCAAGUGUCGCCCCUCUAUGGGAAAAUACAUGGCUUGUUGUUUGAUGUACAGAGGAGACGUUACGCCAAAAGAUGUUAAUGCUGCAAUGGGGACUAUCAAAGCAAGGCGAGAUAUCAAUUUCGUUGACUGGUGCCCCACCGGAUUCAAAACUGGUUUAAACUACCAGCCACCUACAUUCGUGCCAGACAGUCACCUGGCUGCAGCACCUCGCUCUGUUUGUAUGAUGAGCAACUCCACAGCAAUCAAGGAAGUUAUCGACAGAAUAGACACCAAGUUUGACAAAAUGUAUUCCAAGAGAGCCUUCGUUCACUGGUUCGUGGGCGAAGGUAUGGAGGAGGGACAACUCACUGAAGCACGAGACGACUUGGCUGCUCUGGAGAGAGACUACGACGAGGUUGCUGCAGACACAAAGAUUGAUGCCGACGAAGAAGAAGAUGUGAAUGAGGACUCGCUCCCGAACUGA
Neospora caninum is the source of this 1002-nucleotide messenger RNA. RefSeq lists its product as hypothetical. Lineage: Eukaryota; Apicomplexa; Conoidasida; Eucoccidiorida; Sarcocystidae. Gene Ontology annotation, cellular component: microtubule; cytoplasm. Bases 1 to 1002 code for a protein of 333 amino acids. Gene Ontology annotation, molecular function: GTP binding; structural constituent of cytoskeleton. The record is from RefSeq and is a predicted model, not a curated record. The transcript is spliced from 4 exons. Gene Ontology annotation, biological process: mitotic cell cycle; microtubule cytoskeleton organization.